Aplosporella prunicola CBS 121167 is the source of this 590-nucleotide messenger RNA. RefSeq lists its product as uncharacterized. NCBI's taxonomy places the organism in Eukaryota, Fungi, Ascomycota, Dothideomycetes, Botryosphaeriales, Aplosporellaceae. The coding region runs from base 228 to 524 and encodes 98 amino acids. The transcript has a single exon. The record is from RefSeq and is a predicted model, not a curated record.
UGGCGCUGCACUGAUUCGCGCUUGCUGACAUGAUAGCGCUGCUGACCUAACCCUUGCUUAUUGCCUGCUUGCCUGCCUGCCUGCCUGCGGACAGCAGUCGCGCCGCGCUGAUGCUGCUGCUUCUUUUGCUGACGGGGAUGAUGACGCCCUGACGCCCUGACACCCGCCGCUGUUGACGCCCCGUCCGCCCCGUGUGCAGCGCAUAUGCCAAGCCCGAGUCAUCGAGCAUGUGCGGGGGAUUAAUCGAAGGGGAGGGAAGGGGUGCGGAUGGGAAGGGAAAGAAGGAAAGGGAAGGGAAUGAAGGGAGGGAAGGGAAGGAAGGGCGGCGCGCAGAAAGACAGGUCGAGACAAGACGACGCGAGACAGGCGAGCUACGACAUCGACGAGGCCACACCUGGGCCGCCGUAGGAUUGAUUAUUCAAAACACUCGAGCCCGCAGAUCAGUGGGGGAGCCCGGGAGCGCCGGAGAAAGGAAGCUGUUUCUCGAUUCGGGGCGGGCCGGCCGGCUGGCUCGACCGAUGUAGGUAUUAUCUGUCUGCGUACGAGUAUGUGCCCAUAAUAUUUCGCGACGGCGUCGGUGCGCCCGACGG